Molecule: messenger RNA, 1417 nt
Organism: Punica granatum (pomegranate)
Lineage: Eukaryota; Viridiplantae; Streptophyta; Magnoliopsida; Myrtales; Lythraceae
Source: RefSeq, a predicted model, not a curated record
AUUCAUCUUCCCUAGAAACCUUUUUCUCUUACUAUAUAUAUCAGUCAUUUUGCUCGGACAUUUUCAUGUGAAACUAGUCGGUCAAGGACCAAUCCUUUACCCUCUCUCCCCGCCGUCGAUUGACUUUUCCUUAGGGCCGCCGUGAUCUCAGUCCGUCCACCAACUCCAUGGCCAACAACCACCCGAACUCACUGCCUCCACCAUCAUUCAGGAGAAUACGAUCACAAACUUGGCCACAAGAGAACGAUGACGACAUUGACCUCAAGGAGCUGAUCGCUUCCCUCCCCAAAGAAAAAGGCUUUAUAAGUCCCAUCCAAAUACUGUAUCGAAACUUCUGGUGCCCCUCGGGAGUCUUCCUUGGCGUCCACUCCUUCUGCCGUCACUUCACCGCACAUGACUCUGACAUCAUACUCGCGAGCAAGCCCAAGUCAGGCACGACAUGGCUCAAGGCGCUCGCCUUCUCCACCCUUCGCCGUGAUGUGUUCCCUCCCUCUGCCAACAACCACCCUUUGAUGUCCAGCAAUCCCCACGAGCUCGUCCCCUUCUUUGAGUUCACCAUCUACGGGCAAGCUGGUGAGCUGCUUGACUUGGCUAGUUUCUCCGUCCCACGGCUCUUUGCCACCCAUAUCCCACAUGAUUCGCUGCCGGAAUCAGUAGGCCAAUCCGGCUGUCGGGUCAUUUAUAUUUGCCGGAACCCACUCGACACGAUCGUCUCAUUCUGCCACUUCGCUGCACAAGUUAAGCCUGAGCUCUGGUCGGGUGGACGAAGCUCCAUGGAGGAGUACUUGGAUUAUUGCUGCAGAGGGAUCGAAGCGUUCGGUCCAUUUUGGGACCACAUGUUGGGAUACUGGAAGGUGAGCUUGGAGAGGCCCAACAACGUGUUAUUCCUAAAAUAUGAGGACCUGAGGGAAGACACUGCGGGGAACCUAAAGAGGAUCGCGGAGUUCAUGGGGGUUCCUUUCUCGGAGGAGGAAGAGAGGGAUGGUGUGAUUGAAGAGAUUGUAAAGUUGUGCAGUUUGAGCAGCUUGAAAGAGUUAGAAGUGAAUAAAACUGGCAAGCCGGGCGUUUGGUCGACCGAGAACAAGACGUACUUCAGGAAAGGAGAGGUCGGCGAUUGGGUUAAUCAUAUGACUCCUUCCAUGGCGGAAAAGUUGGAGAGGAUUAUGGAAGAGAAGCUGAGCCCUUUUGGGCUAAAAUUUAGAGUGAAAUAGAGCCACGCUUCCCCUCUUACGUACUUUUUUUUUUCUGGGUUAAAAUGGAUGUUGAUGUGCCUCAUAAGGACAGGGAACUAAAAAUAAAGAUGUAUCAUUGUACUAAGCUCACGAAUCUCCCUUAUAACCUAAAAUAAUGCAUGUGUGAAAUUCUCCGAUGGGAAUGAAGCUCGGAAGUUCUUGUUUUAUCUGAUUGAAGCGCGAGA